Camelus dromedarius (Arabian camel) is the source of this 14533-nucleotide messenger RNA. It is a transcript of the gene CLSTN2, whose product is annotated as calsyntenin 2. Gene Ontology annotation, molecular function: kinesin binding; amyloid-beta binding; calcium ion binding. Gene Ontology annotation, biological process: positive regulation of synaptic transmission; homophilic cell-cell adhesion; positive regulation of synapse assembly. NCBI's taxonomy places the organism in Eukaryota, Metazoa, Chordata, Mammalia, Artiodactyla, Camelidae. The record is from RefSeq and is a predicted model, not a curated record. Gene Ontology annotation, cellular component: cell surface; postsynaptic membrane. Bases 194 to 3064 code for a protein of 956 amino acids. The transcript is spliced from 17 exons.
GCGAGCGGCGCGGCGGCGGACACCGGAGGCCGAGCGCGGCGGCGCCCGAAACGCACCCAGCGGAAGGGCGAGGCUGCCCGCAGCCCGGCGGACAGCGGGAGGCGAGCCGACGCGGGGAGUAGGCGGCGGCGGCAGCUCGUUGGAAGUGGCGGUGGCGGCGGCGGCGGCGGCGGCGGCGGCGGCGGUGUCGAGGAUGCUGACUGGGAGGCUGUGCUGGGUGCCGCUCCUGCUGGCGCUGGGCGUGGGGAGCGGCAGCGGCGGCGGCGGCGGGGGCAGCCCGCAGCGCCGCCUCCUCGCGGCUAAAGUGAACAAGCACAAACCAUGGAUUGAGACUUCGUAUCAUGGAGUCAUCACGGAGAACAAUGACACGGUCAUUUUGGACCCACCGUUGGUCGCCCUGGAUAAAGAUGCACCGGUUCCUUUUGCAGGGGAAAUUUGCGCAUUCAAGAUCCAUGGCCAGGAGCUGCCCUUCGAGGCUGUGGUGCUCAACAAGACAUCAGGAGAGGGCCGGCUCCGCGCCAAGAGCCCCAUAGACUGUGAGCUGCAGAAGGAGUACACGUUCAUCAUCCAGGCCUAUGACUGCGGUGCGGGGCCCCGGGAGACGGCCUGGAAGAAGUCGCACAAGGCUGUGGUCCAUAUCCAGGUGAAGGACGUCAAUGAGUUCGCUCCUGCCUUCAAAGAGCCAGCCUACAGGGCCGUCGUGACGGAGGGCAAGAUCUACGACAGCAUCCUGCAGGUGGAGGCCGUCGACGAGGACUGCUCCCCCCAGUACAGUCAGAUCUGCAACUACGAAAUUGUCACCACUGAUGUGCCUUUUGCCAUCGACAGAAACGGCAACAUCAGGAACACGGAGAAACUGAGCUAUGACAAGCAACACCAGUAUGAGAUCCUGGUGACCGCCUACGACUGUGGACAGAAGCCCGCAGCUCAGGACACCCUGGUGCAGGUGGAUGUGAAGCCAGUUUGCAAGCCCGGCUGGCAAGACUGGACCAAGAGGAUUGAGUACCAGCCGGGCUCGGGGAGCAUCCCCCUGUUUCCUGACAUCCACCUGGAGACAUGCGACGGGGCCGUGUCCUCCAUCCAGAUCACCACUGAGCUGCAGACCAACUACAUCGGGAAGGGCUGUGACCGGGAGACCUACUCGGAGAAAUCCCUUCAGAAAUUAUGUGGAGCCUCAUCUGGCAUCAUCGACCUCUUGCCGUCCCCCAGCGCAGCCACCAACUGGACUGCAGGACUGCUGGUGGACAGCAGCGAGAUGAUCUUCAAAUUUGACGGCAGGCAGGGCGCGAAGAUCCCGGACGGGGUUGUGCCCAAGAACCUGACGGACCAGUUCACCAUCACCAUGUGGAUGAAGCACGGCCCUAGCACUGGCGUGAGAGCGGAGAAGGAAACCAUCCUCUGCAACUCGGAUAAAACUGAAAUGAACCGGCAUCACUAUGCCCUGUACGUGCACAACUGCCGCCUCGUCUUUCUCUUGCGCAAGGAUUUCGACCAGGCUGACACCUUCCGCCCUGCGGAGUUCCACUGGAAGCUGGACCAGAUUUGUGACAAAGAAUGGCAUUACUAUGUCAUCAAUGUGGAGUUUCCUGUGGUUACCUUAUACAUGGAUGGAGCAACAUAUGAACCAUACCUGGUGACCAACGAUUGGCCCAUUCAUCCAUCUCACAUAGCCAUGCAACUGACGGUCGGCGCUUGUUGGCAAGGAGGAGAAGUCACCAAACCGCGCUUUGCUCAAUUCUUCCACGGCAGCCUGGCCAGCCUCACCAUCCGUCCGGGGAAAAUGGACAGUCAGAAGGUGAUUUCCUGCCUGCAGGCCUGCAAGGAAGGGCUGGAUAUCAACUCCCUGGAGAGCCUGGGCCAAGGAAUAAAGUAUCAUUUCAACCCCUCGCAGUCCGUCCUGGUGAUGGAAGGUGACGACAUUGGGAACAUCAACCAUGCCCUCCAGAAGGUCUCCUACAUCAACUCCAGGCAGUUCCCAACCGCAGGUGUGCGGCGCUUGAAAGUCUCUUCCAAAGUCCAGUGCUUUGGAGAAGACGUGUGCAUCAGCAUCCCCGACGUGGACGCCUACGUGAUGGUGCUGCAGGCCAUCGAGCCCCAGAUCACCCUCCGUGGCACGGACCGCUUCUGGAGGCCUGCUGCCCAGUUUGAAAGCGCCAGAGGGGUGAUCCUCUUCCCCGACAUCAAGAUCGUGAGCACCAUCGCCAAAGCCGAGGCCCCAGGUGACUUGAAGACCACAGCCCCCAGAUCAGCAGUUUUAGAAGAAAUGCUUCACAACUUAGAUUUCUGUGACAUUUUAGUGCUGGGAGGGGACUUGGACCCAAGACAGGAGUGCCUGGAGCUCAACCACAGUGAGCUCCACCAGCGACACCUGGACGCCACCAACUCCACCGCGGGCUACUCCAUCUAUGGUGUGGGCUCCAUGAGCCGCUAUGAGCAGGUGCUGCAUCACAUCCGCUACCGCAACUGGCGUCCGGCUGCCCUCGAGGCCCGGCGGUUCAGGAUCAAGUGCUCGGAACUCAACGGGCGCUACACCAGCAAUGAGUUCAACGUGGAGGUUGGCGUCCUCCAUGAGGUCAGAGUCUCAGACAAGGAACACGUCAGCCACCUUAUCGUGCAGCCACCCUUCCUCCAGUCGGUCCACCACCCCGAAUCCCAGAGUAACAUCCAGCGUAGUUCAGUGGUCCCAAGCAUCGCCACAGUGGUCAUCAUCAUCUCCGUGUGCAUGCUAGUGUUUGUCGUGGCCAUGGGAGUGUACCGGGUCCGGAUCGCCCACCAGCACUUCACCCAGGAGGCUGAGGCUGCCAAGGAAGCCGAGAUGGAUUGGGACGACUCUGCGCUCACUAUCACAGUCAACCCCAUGGAGAAACACGGAGCCCCAGGGCGUGGGGACGAGGAGACUGAGGAGGAGGAGGAGGAAGUAGAGGAAGACGUGAGCUCCGGUAGCAGCGACUCUGACGACAGCGACGAGGAGGAGGAGGAGGAAGGGGUGGGCAGGGGCAGACGCGGGCAGAGCGGAGCCAGGCAAGCCCAGCUGGAGUGGGACGACUCCACCCUCCCCUACUAGUGCCCGGCGUCUGCGCCCACCCACCUGUCCCUUUUGUAAGCCCCACCCCGAUGUCUGUCUAUCACAUAAUCGCCUCUGAUUUCUGUGACAGGUCUGGGCAGGCCCUCCCCAGUGUCCUGGGGCCCACCCUUAAUGCCGUGGGCAUACCCCGUGUCCCAGCCCUGGGGUGGUUCCAAGAAGCCCAGCGGCAGCAUCGGUGGGGACUUCAGGGUGGACUUCGUCCUGUAGCCCCCACUUCUCCUGCCCUGGGCUCACCCAGCAUCGUGGCAGCAGAUCUGUGGAGUUCUGCCUUCGCUCCUCCCUGCGGGGGAGAAGGUCAGCCUUUCUGUCGCUCGCCUGCCCAGGCUCCACAUUCCCAGGCCCUUAGGUUCCAACCCACUGUGUGUGCACCUGACUCAGUCACCUCUCCCCACAGACCGCCAGGUCCUCCUUACCUGGCUCUCCAGGCUGCUUCCUACAGGCAGGGUGGUCAGACUCCACACACGCAGGUCCACAUCCUCAGCACUUCAAAAGAAUGACCUUACCAAGGCAGACCUGUUUACAGGGGAAGGUUCACGUGGGCUAUACACACACACACGCACACAUGCACGCACGCACACACACUCACGCACGCACUCUCCCAUCUUGGAGAGCCUUUCCCUUUGUCUUUCUGAGGCCACAGAAGCUUAUAUGAAAAGUCCAAAACCAAGACUAGGUCCUUGGCUACAGCAGGGCCUGGUUCUGGCCAAAGCUCUCUGAGAACCUGCCUUCCUGGCAGCGGCUGAGACCCGUGUGGCUGCCCUGCUGGGGGCUCCCACCCCAUGACACCACGGGGGCCAGGAAGCACUCCACACAGACGCUGCCCAGGGCCGUAGCCCUGACAAACUGACAGCCAGGGAUCAGAAGGAGAGGCUGAUGGCAUGACACGGCCAGGCUCCGUGGCAGACUGGGUGACAGGGAUGGCUGGGUGUCCCCAGGACCAGAGGGCGGUUCCGGGGCUGACAAGGCUGGGUCUUUCAUCCCCCGUUUCACAGUUUUGCUUCUUGAGAAGAUACAUUCCUCUCGGAUGUAUCGAAAUAAGUGUGAACUUCGACGAGUCUAAGAUAAUGAGUUUGGAGAUUUAACUGCUAGACAUUAGAAGCAUAUUUGCCAUAACAGCUUCCUCUUCUCAUAAAAGGAGCAAUGCUUUGAGUGGAGGGUAAAUAUAUCCAAAAACCUAGUUUCUUCCUUUCUUCCUUCUUUCCUUCCUUCCUUCCUUCUUUCCUUCCUUUCUUCUUUUUUAGUAAGGAAAUCUUUUCCAUCUCCAUCUUAACAUGGAUACUUCGGGAGGAGAAUUGUUGCUAUGGUAACUGGUCUGUGGUCUUUUGUGGUCAAGAGAAUAGCAGGCAAGAAUUAGGGCCACUAUAGGGCUCCCAUGAGGCGCCAAGAACAUCUUUGUUUCGAAUGUCUUGGGCUUUGUCCUCAGGAUGUAUGGUCUGUCCGAGCCCCUCCCACAUUGGCUCCACACAGGCACAGAGCUGGUCCCAGGCAUUCAGAUUCAAAAGAAAGUUCAGAAUCAGUUCAUUCUACUCCCUGAGUCACUGAAUCAGUGAGACCUUAAGCAGGGGGACUGCUGUCAAUGUCCUCUGGUCUGAUCUCCACCAAAUGAGCAUCCACGACAGGCCUUUGCAGCCUUCUGAUUCGAGGAGACCACCUUGUGCAGCUUUUUCCAUCACCUGAAGUGUUAUUUGCCCCAUUCGUUCCUUUGAGCCUCACAAUAAUCCCGUGAGGUAGCUGGGACAUCUACUGUUAUGAUGAGUCAACUGAGGCUAAAGAUUCAACAUCUUGAUCAGAGUCAUUCCAAGGUAUAGACAAGACCAGACUCCCCACCAUCCACUCCUGGCCCAGGGCCCACCAGCCUGAAUCUACCUACUUUCCUAUUCAUGCAGCUCACAGGUAUUGCUGAAGACCUACUAUGUGCUAAGCGCUCUACCAGCAGCUGUGGGCAAGGGGACUUGCUAGUUGCCGAGGAGAAACGAUCAGGCAUAGAAAUUAUACAAGAGACAGAUGCUGAGGGAGAGAGAGGAGAGGUCACAGGAAGAAAGGGGAUCUGUUCACAAUCCCAACCCAUGCUCUUACUUUCCCCUUCUUAAGAAAAAACACCAGCUGAAGUUUGGGGUUUCAUAUCCAUUGAAUGGAAAUAGACACUUUUGUGAAUUUUCCCAAUCAAAUAGCUCUUUUCUCUCAGGCUGUGUCUGCACAUUUACAAGGAGAAAAUCUUGAAUUUUUAGUCCUCACAAUCCCCUUAGUUAAAUAAAAAGAGAUUCUUCAGUCAUUUAGACUGACUUAAAUAUUUUAAAUCAAAAUCCAGAAUUCUCCCAAAAUUAUGGCAGUAAAAUGAAUAUUUUCUUUAUAUGUUUAAAAGCCAAUUCUUUUUGAGUUGGAUUUUGAUUUAAAAUAUUUAAGUCUGGUAUGCAUGAGAGAUUUUUCUUCUGCUAGGUCUUUCUUUCGGUUUGGCUGGGCAUGGGAAGUGGUCCUCGAGCCCUCUGCUGCCUCCGACGGCUGCAUCACAGUCACGGCUGAGUGAGCUGUUUGGGGCAUGUGAAAUCAUUUUAUGUUGUGGGGGUUUGGAGGGGGUAGGGAGCAGGUGGCAGUGGCAUGUGGCCAGGACAGCAGAGUUGCCUCAUUUGUGACUGGACUCAUACAUAGAGAGACAACGGAGUCAAGUCAGAGCCCUCCCCAUCAGCUCCUGCCAGGGUGGUCACUCUGCAUGCCAGCCCCGAGGACGAAGCACUUGAAAUGUUGCUGCUGGGUCAGUGGGCACGUAGAGUGUUCCAACAGCCUCCUCAUCACUGUGGGUGAGAACAAGAAGGGGCGGUGAUGCACAAGUAGCAGAAGCUUUGGGGGAGCCUCCAGGUGAGCAGUGAGUAAUGUCACUUGCUCUCUAGCGGGGAUUCUAACCACAGGUGAAAAACGUCAUUAAUCAGCCCAAUGUUUUCCAGGCUCCAUCUGCUGGUAUCUGGGAACCAAAAUUCCCCACAUGGCCAGAUACCCAGUGGUCUCUCACCUAGACAGCAGCAGCAGCAGAUGCAGAUUUGUACCCGGGAGGCACAGCUGAUCGGUUUGGCCGCAGGCCAGACCAUUGCUUAUCUUGCCAAGUGGAUGACCAGAUCCUGCUCUCUGCAGGCUGAAAUAGAUAGGCUGAAAUCUCUCACAUGACUCAGGUGACCGGGAGGAAGAGAAAGAGGAGGAGGAGAUGGAGAAGAUCAGGACAGAAUGAGUUGCCCUAGUGGAGGAAAGCAAUCAGCUAGUUGGUUAUCUGUCUUAAAGAAAUACUACAAGUGUAUUCUUGUAGGCUUAAUCAAAUGCUAUAAAUCUGAGCAACGCCCCAAUUCAUCUAGUUACCAAAAAUGUGAUGUCAGUGGGUUCUGAUUUCACUAGCUCUUUCUUGAACGUAAGCAAUCAUCCUAUCAAGCAGGGCUUAGCCCACACUUCUUUGCAUGUAGCAAGGGCUGUGCCCGGUGGCCCCGGACUCUGCAGGGAGAGGGCUCCUGGAGGGAAGGCAGCGUCCUCCAUUCCUACACAUAUGGCAGGGCUCAGGGACUGGCAAACUUCACCUGCAGAGGGCCUUUGCAGACCACGUGGUCUCUUGCAAGUAUUUGACUUGACCACUGCAGCAUGAAACCAGCCGCAGACAAUAUACUUAAAUAAAUGGGUAUGGCUGCAUCCCCUCAAAACUUUAUUCAUGACCACUUAAAAAAAGCAGGCAAUUCAAAUUCAGAUUAUUGUCACAUGUCACAAAAUGUUAUUAUUCUUCUGAUUUUUAUUUUCAGGCAUUUAAAAACAGAGAAACCUUUCUGAGCCCACAGGACUUACAAAAACUAGCAGCCGACCAGAGCUGGCCUGUGGGCUACAGUUUGCACCUCUCAACCAUGCAUGCGUGGAAAGCAGCCUUCUAUCUGACAAGGGAAAGCAGAUUACUACCGUAGGCCCGCUCAUCCACAACCCAGUGGUCUUUGCCUCCCAAAUGAACAGCAAACAACUCCACAGUGCUUAAUUAAACUGUUUUAAAAAUCUAUGUUCAAAGUGGAAAACAGAAACAAAACCCCCCAAAAUCUUUGUCCCUUGCUGAAUUGACUCAAAUGCAGGCAAGCAUUCUUCAAGAGCUAAAAGCCUUGGGUCGAGGAACUGGCUGAUCACUGAGCACAAACGCCACUGAGCUGAGGGCCAGCUCCCAGGGCUCACACUGGCCCCCAAUACCUCAGCCCGUAAUGAUUUCUAAGCAGGAACGUUCAUUAUCUCAGACUGAUUUCCAUUCAGUCCUGCUCAUGCCGCUGCUCUAAAAAUGAUCAUAAAGACUUGUGACUGUUUGAAUCGAUAGCAACGUAAUCAGUAGAAAGCCCGACCCCGCAUACUUCAAAAUUAGCAAUCUCCUUGGCCAUGCGAUUCAACGUUAGCCAGAGGAAGAAGAGGACUUUCUUUUUAACCAUUCCCUCAUUUAAAUUAACCAAAUCGAUUUUACCAAGAAAAAAAAAAGUAAGGGAGCUGGUCUAAUCCUUUGAAAGAAUUUGGUGCAAAGUAGAUGCUUCUCAGGUAAGAUCAUUCUGAGGCCUUUGGGGGAUCCCGAAAGCCUCCUGCGAUGUGCUCUGGUAGGCUAUAGAUACUCCACCAUCCUCUAUCUGCAUCGGACAUUUAUCGAGGCUGACAAGCCAAAGCCCUGGGCACAAUUUAAUUUUCAUGUAACCACUUUCUGUUGUCCAGCUGUAGGCAAGGGAAAUGUGUAAUGAAAGUUUUGAAGUCUACUCCAGCACCUUCAUUUCCCUGCUUUGAUUUGCUUUACUUUAUAAAUUCAUUCUGCGCCUUCUUUAUAGAUCUGGCUCUAGUUUUCCUUUGGCACCAACUGGAAAGAAGAGUUGGCUUGCUAAGGGCUAUGGGUUAGAAGCCAAACUUGGCUCUCCCGGAGAGACAAAAAGAGACAGAAAAUGUUACCACCACCAGCGCCCCAGAAAGCAAUCAGACACCCCCUGUAUGCCAUUCGUGAACAGAUGGGAUUCUGUGUUUGCAGCUCUGUUCCAUGGAAUGCAGCAAACCCUUGCUCAGCGCCCGUGGUGUACCAGGCCUCGUGCCAGGAACAGGAGAGGGAGGAUGGAUGAGACGUGGCCCUGCCCGUGAAUAUCUCCUGGUCUUGCAAGCUGCUGGGAUGUUUCCUUUGCCCUGUUGGAGGCUGUCCAUGAGCAGUCAGGACUGUGGGGGCAGAAGUCUGGGGUUGGGAGUGGGGGGAUAACUUCAUUGGGCAGCUCUCUGCUCUAAGUCAGGUGGUAGGUGUGAUUCUGGGAGCCCUGCCACACAUUUCUGAGGCCACGUGGAGAGAUCUCUAGGGAAGCAGGCAAUGCUUCUCUACAUGUUUCUCAUUCCACCCCAGUUCCCUUGUAGAUAGAAGCCCAUCACCCUGCCUAGUGGGCAGAAAUAACAUGGCGGAUGGCUGAGAUUCAGUGGAAACCAGCCAAAGCAAGUUCUUAAUUAUAAACAACAGACAGCCAGACGUCGGAAGUUAGAAAGGGUAACCCAGGUCCAGGGGCCAACAUGAGCCAAGGCCCACAGCCACAGGACAGCCUGAUGUAAAAAGAACCCCUGGGAGGCCCUGGGUCGGAGCUGAAGAGGGAGGAAGGGCUGACUCUGGAGGACCUGCCGCAGAUUCACACCCGACCCUGUGGAGCCCAGCUUCUCAAGUGUCCUUGGACCAGAGCAGCCGCAUCACCUGGAGACAAGUGAGAAAUGCAAAUUCUCGGGCCCCACCUAUGACCUGCUGAACCAGGAACUUUGGGCGGGGUCCAGAGUCUGAGAACUGCUGAUGUAGAGGAUGAGGAGCAGGAUUUAAGCUGGCAUUGGGAGGAGAUGACUGUUAACAAGACAUAAUCAAAAAUAAUUGUGUCAUGAUGAGAGCGGGCAAAAGCAGACUGCCCCACCCAACUCCCAGGCCCUCCAGGCUCCCACCCACACUCCCUGAAGCAGUGGUUUCAGGGAACCCUGGUCCUAGUCCCAAUUCCACUCCUUCUCUCGGGCAUGAGCCACUUCCUGCUGGUCUGUUCUGGAUCAUCCUGGAGAAAGACACAGCCCCGGAGAAGCUGGAGUGAGGCCACACAUCCUUUGGGAGGCCAUCUUCCAGGCUCCUAUAAAGUGAGCAGCCUCUUCCAUGGCUGUAUUUUAAGAGGAGGCAAUUGACCUGCAGCAGUGGCCCUGCAGCUUCAGGAGGACUGGUCUCCACACAGCCUCGAUGCCGGUGGAGCCGCCCGGGGCACGGGAGAGAGCAGAGCCAGGUCAUUUAAGGGCGUUGCCAGGUUACUGCAGCAUCGCUCCAUUUGUAAUGGGAUGGGGCCCGCAGCGUCACAAUGCAGGCACUAAACUGGAUGGGGGAAUGAAUGGCUUUUCUUGAAAGGGCAGUAACUCACUCUGGAUGUUCCUGAAAGUAGAAAACCAAAACCAGAAACAAACCUGCAGCCUUCCUAGAGACAGUGUCUUGGCCCUCAAAUUUCUAAGACCCACAAAGGUGCCAGGCUCCACCAGUGCCCUUUUUCUCCAUCAACCUGAUCCCUGAGGUCCAAGAUUGAUUUUGCUUUUUGAUCUAUGGCUUAAACUCUGUGAAGGUCUACAAAUCUUUGGAAGGAACUAGUUGGUGUCCUAUCAAUCAUUUACACCUAGCUGUGGGGUACAGAAUCUGUUCUCAUAUAAGGAUUUCUGAGACCGGGAGUCAGAGGACUGGGGUGCUGGGCCUUGGGGUGGAAGCACAGAGGAGAAAUGGGCUGGAAAGGAGCCCAGAAAUAUGUCCUGGGUGAUCCAGCACCUGCUUUUCAGUUCCUACAAACUCCAGUCGCCUCCUGACCAGAUACAUCCUGGUCCUCUCCUGGCUGAGUCCUCCCAAAUGCCCUACAGGACACACCUGUAUCUCCAGCCCAGCUUGGAAAAGGUCUUCUGAUUAAAUGCAGUCUCCUGAGACCACAAAGAUCAUAUCGGGAAUAACUCACCUCUAAUAGAUUAGAAUCAACUAACAAGAACAACUAAGGCUGGCCAGCUGCGUGCUGGGGAGACAGAGUGGGGAGAACCGGACAGACCCCGGCGGGUAAGGCCAAGGUUUCUUCAAGUCCCUUAGAUCCAGAAGAGCUCUUCUUUACAGCCUGGCCUCUCUUUGUAAAUUAUCUUCUGAAGCACUUCUCUCCCAAGACCUUAAGGCAAUUUUAUGUGUUUCCCUAAGGUUAGUCACUUAGCACAAAUGCUUCUGUGGGACCAAAGGACAAGGAAUGGGAUGGCAGAAAGGGGAUGGAGAGGCCUUUGUUCUGGAAACAGGGUGGGCUUCGUUCUCGCUGACAGGCCCGGACCUGUGUCCAGUCAAGCAGGACAGGGACACGUUACGGACUCAGGGUGAGGAGCUCUGUGUAAAGUGAGUGCAUAAGGGGGCGUGCUAGCUGGGAAACCUGGGCACAGGUGAGACACAGUGUGUCACUGGGCAGGACACACCAACCACUUAACGCUUGUCAGAAACAAGAGAACCGUGUCCCAACACGGGCUAGUUCCUCCCAUUCUGAGGAGCAGGGAGGAGCUGGUACCUCUGGACCACCGGGGUGACACAUCUCCAGAGUCAGGGUUCCACUCCGUGGGAACUUGCAGUUGAGUGAAAAGGACCACAGCCCUCACUUCCCAGGCCCCUGACUGGGUGUCUGACCAGGACCCUGGAAAACAUCAUUGUGUGAAGCUAGGCCCCAACUCUUGCCUCCUGUGCUGUCAGAGGCCUCCUCCCGAAGCCAAGAAGAGUAGCUCACCUAUCACAGCACCCUGGGUGUCCAGCACAGCGCCUGGCCCACAGCACGCGCUCCCUAAAUGCUGAAGUAAAUGGAACACCAGAGAUCACUUAACCUCCAUGAACACGUGGGGGUUGAAAAAUUAGGAUGCUCCAAUGGAGGAAGACAGCUUCUAUCUUUUCUCUUAAUGGAGAAGUUGAGGUCUUUUAUAAAACCAGCUGCAGGAGGAGUGGAAGUGCAGCAGUACAAUACUCUUGCUGCCCCCAGUGGAAAAAGAAGAGAGUGAGGUUGUUUGGAGAGGGACCCUCUCCCAGCUACAACCAGUAAAACGAGCCCCUAGGCCAGGAGCAGGCGCAGGUGGGCAUCGGUGAGCCCAUGUGCUCCACCGCAGAGGUCACAGGCAGCGUCCCAGCUGAGAAGAGGGAGCCCCGCUCUGCUGGCACCCCCAGCCCUGUGCUGCUCUCCAGUCUCUUUUAUCAGAUUCAGUGCAGAGGAGAUUCAUCAAGAUGAAGCUCAGUUCCCAACAGACUAAUGAAAAGAGGGCAACAGACGUGAGAAGAGCAAAAAUGCAGACGGUGUGUAUUAAUCACAGGCAACAGAAACACGUCGGCUCUAAUGUCUGUUCGCUUUUAUCUUCUGCCCAGACCCUUUUUCCUGAGCAUUUCAGAACAGAAAUGGGACACACACGCGCACACACAAAUGUGGAGGGUUCUUUUCCCCAAAGGAAACAGCUAUCAGAGAAACGAGCCCACAGAUUGUGUCUAUUUGCAGAAGCAGAGAAUCGACCACACGUCUCAGCUACAGGCACCAGCCCCCGAUGGAAAAGGCAGUGAAGGGGAUGAGGAAACACCGACCCUUGGGAAGGGUUCUUUAACAGCACUGUGAUGAGGGUCCCGCUCAUGCCUGGGGGCCACAGAUGUGAACAUAAAGUGCACAUCCACCCCCAGAGACAAAACUGCAUUGGUCCUUGUCGACAGGGAAAUCGAGGAUCCGGAGCCCACCCCCCACGCCCAGCUCCCUUACACGGCUACAGAGGGAAUGCUGACAUGUGAGGUUCGGAAGAGGUCAUGCCCGCCUUCACUAGUCAAUUUCAAGUGGUGGAAAUAGAGCAGAAGCUUUUUGGAGGUCAGGAAGCUAGACCUGGUACCCAGGGCUGAUCACUUAAAAAGCAAGAGAAGAGACUGAGGGGAAAGGUGACUCAGAGUUGGAGAGGGAAGAGGUGAGGCUGGGUAGGAGGGACAGUAAUAGGGGCAGCCCUCACUUGGGAAGCCAGAGGACUGUUCUGUGUUGAGAGCUGUAUCCAGGUGUCAGCCGACUAUGGGUGAGUCUGGUCAUGUGACCACAGAGGCAGGCAAAUCAAUAGCUUCCAAAGUCAGAGCUCUUUGAAGGUGACUUCAGUUCUUGAGUGAACCAGUGGUGAUGGAUCAAUCCACCUGAGCUCAGUGGCUUCCGGAACGGGUUGUUGGUGGCCUGAGCUGGGCAGGCUUGAAAGGAGAUUGAAAAAAACAGACGGUGGGUUUGGAAAAGAAAUGGCCUGUUUUCAAAGAAGUCAGUAGGUAUGAAAGUGGGUGUGUUAUGUUAUUGGCCAGGACAUUGCAAUGUCAGUAAGGCAAGGGCCAGAAUGAUUUGGUGGGACAUGCAUUUGGAAAAUUAAUGUGCUAAAUAUAAAUGAUCAGAGACAAGCAGCUAAGGACAGCUAAAUAUAGGUGUCACAUACAUAUCUAUAAUACAGAAAUAAGUGAGACAGAGAAUGAAGAUGUCUAUGGUCCUGGCACAUUUUAAAUUCCUCGCAAGCACUGGUUUGGAUGUUACACUUUUUCUUCUUGUUUACUUCUAGCCCUCAAAGCACUGGGAAGAGUGCCUGGCACAUAGUAGGAACUUGGAAGCACUGAGAAACUGAAGGUCCAGCUUGUCACCUCUAGGUAGACACCCAGUCAUGUCACUAUACCCCAAGUGAAAUGAGCUGCAGAGAAGCAGGUCAGCCACACACACACCCCCACCCCCGGUAGAUCAUCACAAUCGGCUGAGGAGAAGCCUUUGUGAAUUCACAGCUUCAGUGCUGAGUUCAGCCAACCGCAGGUCCUGGGACUGGCUCUCUGGUGGUGAUCAGUGGUGGGAUGUUGCAUUCAGUGAAUUGGUACCACUUAAACUGUAUCUGUUAAACCUCCCAGCAAGCUAUUUCUACAGGGAACAGGGCUGGGGGCCCCCCUCCUACGGCUUCUGCCGUUUCCUGAACCCUCGGUGAAGUGCUGUUGAACUUGGCCAACUUUAGGCAGUCUUGGAAAUAAAUGUACAGAUCUGGGGCUCAGCUGGUCCAAAAGGUCUAGCGAUUUCUUCUCCCAGACUUUCCCUUCUCUCUUAUCAGGAGCUGUCACCACCGUUUAGAGCCUUAGAUGGCUGUUUAUUCCCAGCUACUCAACCUCAGUGACAAGGGGAAAGGUCCGGUGAGCUUUCUCUCCUCAAAAUCUCUGCAGUGUUGACACUACGGACAAAGGACCAGCAGUGUCAUUUUAUGGAAUCACCUUCGAUCACUGUUACUGUCUGGGCAGUUACUGCUGGGCUGGCCAGAACGCCUCUGGCGGCGGCCAACUGCAUCUCCGCAGGUGGGCCAGUGUGCACCUGACACGUGUCAGAUUUCUGAGAUCUUCCAGUUGCCACAGAGUGAGUUCCUUUAAUUCAGAAAAUGUGUUUAUUUGCUAAAGAUACUACUGUGUGUGUGUGAGUGUGAUACAACGCAAACUCUGGACUCUCUCAUUAGAAGGAUGGGGUACAUUUACAGGAUGUUGAAUCUAAUUGCAGGAGAGCACACUGUCAUCUUGCUCAACAAACGAGGUUGCCCAGUCACAGGGAUGCAGAGAAAAUGCCCUUUCACCUCCCCCUACCCUCUCUCAGCACCCCUCCCCUGCCUGAUUGUGCUGUCCCAGCCACUCCAGGCUGACAGAGUGAGCGGCACCAAGAACCUGUAUGUAUAUAAAGCUAUAGGAAGAAGGUGACCAUCAUAGGAAUCUGCUGGGCUUCUUGCCAUGACUGUGAUCUUACCCAUCUUUGAAUCACAAACUGUAAAUUUCUAACAACUAAGAUUCUUGCGGUUUCCAAGUAAUGUGUUAAAUGCUGAUUUAACACAGAUAUUUAUUUUCAGCCUUGGCCUGUAAAUGCCUACAAACCAAUUCAUGUUGGUGGUCAUUACGGCACUUCCGGUGAAUUGGUGAAUAAAUACGAUUUUAGAAUUUCACAGUAAAGUCGACCUUGGAGAGUUUUUUAUUCUUUCAGACUAUUUGAUGAGGUGAGACACCAAGAACAGCUUCGGCUGGGUCAAUAUUCUCUGGGGCUCUGUCCUAAACCCAUGCAAGGAGAAGAGAGGGAUGAAGGAUGUGAGAAGUGGUGGCAUGGCAAACUGACCCCUCUCAGGCCUCCAUCAGGGCAUCCUGUUACCCCCGGGGCUGAACUCAGCAGCACUGUUGCUGGAGACCGAUAUAAAGGCAAUCCUAAUGCAUUUACUGAGCACGUACGAUGUGUGUGAUUUUAAUUAAGAUGAAGAAGAUGACACCUGGAGGAGCUGGGGGCACUGUGGAGGGUGGGGCCACUGAGCACAGGUCUCUCUCCUCACCUGUUCCUUCCUGCUCUUCCACACUGGCCUUCCCCCACACCCAGGUGCCACCCGGGGCCACCUUGCCCCUGAAGCCCACUGAAGAUGGGCUGCCUCCCCAUCCAAAGCGAG